Drosophila biarmipes is the source of this 879-nucleotide messenger RNA. RefSeq lists its product as uncharacterized. NCBI's taxonomy places the organism in Eukaryota, Metazoa, Arthropoda, Insecta, Diptera, Drosophilidae. The record is from RefSeq and is a predicted model, not a curated record.
ACAGAUUUUAGUCUUUAUCGAAAUUUCGUGUUUAUCAGAACAAGUAUUCUCCUUUUGGCAAAGCUAAAACAAAUUUUUACUCAAAAUUCGAAAAUUUAAAAUACUGGACUAGCACAUUUUAAUAAAAUGGCGCUUCGUCUUACAGCUGAAGCUUUCCGAAGGCGCGCUCCUUUAUUACUCGUGCCAAAGUUGCAACCACCACCGUCCACCCGCACUUUAUUAGUUAGGAAGAACCUGGUACCUUUUCUAGAUGACGAUCCCUGUGUGUUCUCGAAGAAGGCCGUUAUGCAUCAUUGGGGGGUGCUCCCCAUUUUGGUCAUAUCAGGAGUUGGUUUGUUCUUCAAAAUUGCCGCCAUGAUCAGGCUGGGCCUGACCAAGGACGAUGUCUGGUUUACUAAGGACUCGGCGCAUUACGAGUACUUCGAAUCGCGCCAAGGACCUUGGUAUAAACACAGGAGCCGCAAGUGGGGUGGCCGUGACUACUAUGAAAUGCCACCCGGGGCGAUCUUGGCCAGGCAAGGCGAUGUCAAUGGCCCGUCAUUUGAAAAGGAUGACAAGAAAAAAAUAAACUUCGCCCGGAUUGGAGGUGGUCAGAUUAGCCUAGAAGCAAUGUACUUCAUAGAAUUGACCAUACGGCUACCAUCUUGCCGUCUGGCUCUGAGGUUCCGGAUACGCUAAGAACGAUUCCCUACUACAUGCUGAGAAAAGAGUUUUAUAUAUGGAAUACUUUCCAUCUUUAUAGUGAGACUUCCUGGUGCACACUCCAAAAUUUUCAAAUUGGCAAGGAGAAGAUCGUUCUUUUCUAUUAAAGCUUUAUUCGUGAAAAAUUAUAUCAAAGUGUAUUUAUUAAAAUUAAAAUAAUUGCUAGUUGCAAGCGAA